UUUUUACCUACUCAAAGUUUCUACUUGUUUCUUUGUAUUGGGUACUCAACAAGUACCAAGGAAUUAUCUUUGGGCUAUAUUCUGUUUGUGUAGCUUGAUUUGAGUUCUGGGUUUGCUUAAUUUGCUUCAAUUUUAGUUGGGUUGUAGUGUUUUGCGGUAGAAUUCUGUUUUGUACUUGUAUUUGGGAACUAGGGUUUUUGGCAGAGGAAUUUGGGAAUUCGAGGUAGUAUGUGCCCAGAAAAAGGGAGUAACUUUUUUUUUUUUUUUUUUUUUAAUCCAAGAUUUUACUCUGAAACCUUGGAGGCUCAAAGUUUGUUGAUUUAUUUUUAAUUUCUUUAAUUUUUGAGUACACAUUUUCUGUUUGCAUCUGUAUUCGAUUCUGGUGGUUUGCUGCGAACUGAAGAAUUUUUCUCUCUCUCUUUUUUUUUGGGUCUGGGUUUGGUCUGAUUUUUUUCUUUUCGGGUGUUAUGAUAGAAAUUUGUUUAGUAAAGCUUAGGUUUUUAAAUUUUUUUUUUCUUUUUGUUUUCUUAUUCAUUUUGUAAUACAAAGUAGAAUCUUUGUUUGCCUAUAUUUAAGAUUUGGGCAAUCACACAACAGUCAACAUAGACCAACGAGUGAACAUGAAUUUUACUAAUUUAACUAAAUUUAUACCUUCCCCAGAAAAUGUAUAGGGAAUUAGUAACUUAUUGGUGAAGUUGUAUCCCCUUGUUAAAAUAUGCCUCUAAGGUAUUGGACUCAUGUAAUCUGUAUUGGCAAUUCAAAAUUACCGAAGUUUAAGUAAAACGGAGCUAUUUGAUAGGCUCAUUUAUUUGAAGAACUUGUAGGGGGAUAGUAGUUAAAUUUAAAUUCAAUUCUAGAUAAUACUGGUAUUUCCUCCAUUACUUACACAAAUCACACAUAUUCCACAACUUAAGAUUUCUCUUCAAACACGGCAACCUUGGUGAUUUCAUUUCCAUUGGUGCUAUUUCCAAAAGAAAGUUGUAAUUGUAUUUAGCUUUUACAGGUUUCUUUGUUAUUUCUUGAGUAGAUUUGACUCCACUUAGUUAUAACUGGUUAGGCAUUGUUAUAAUUGUUUGCUAAAUGUAACUGGUAAGGUAAUGCAAUUACAUAUCUGUCUGCUUACACUUGGCUUAAUCAAAUCAAGGACCUUUUCUCACAGAUAUUUUCAUUUUUGUCAAUACGUCAUUCUUUUUAAUUGGUCAUUCUUGGUACCGUCCUUUGGAUUCAAAAACCUAUUAUAGUCAUUAUACUUUCAUGGGGAGCUUAUACCACUUUUAGGUGCCAGUCGAGGGUGGAGCGAGAAAUUUAAGAGGUGUGGGCAAUUAUUGAGCAAAAUCUAGCAAGGGGCUUGUAUUUUGAUACGUGGAGAAUGUUCAUGUUUAUGGAUCACCUUGUAUAUUCUAUAAUCAUAUAGAUAUAUAUGUGUGUGUUCGUGUGUGACGUAUUUAUAUAUGAACAAUGUUGUUUGACCAAAAAAGCAGAGGCAGUGUUAGCGUGUAUUGAUGUGGAGUUUUACUCACAAAGUACUACCUGAGGUAUAAAGUCAUGCAGAUUGUGAAGGAAAAUAAAAUGUAUACUCAUGGUUGCUAGUUAUGUUACUUUUUGUUACAAAAGAUUUCAAGACUUUAUACGGAUGAGGGAUAUUGCUGCUUCUGUCUACAUGUAUUUCUAAGGGAGAUGAAGUUUUAAUUGACAAAUUUCCUCUUGAUUAUAUUGAGUGCAUAUAUUUCAUGGUCAACGGUAGGCAAUUCUUUUUAGUGUUUAGUACAGAGUCAAGGCCUGUGAGAUGUGAUGUCUAGUGAACUGUUUGACUCUUUAAGGACAAGAAAUUAGGUAAUAUUGGCAUGCCCUUGGGUCUUAGCUUACCUUUAAAUGAAAGUGGGGACACAUUUGAUCUACAUAGAAAAAUCUCCUCUCUUAGGUGGUUAACUGUAGAUAAUUUCAGCAAUAUUUAACACCUCUGCUACGUAGUGAGUACGUACUGAUCAUGCGGGAACAAACUAUCUGGAUGAAAUAUUAUCUUGCCUAUAUUCUCUAAUGCUUAUAUUCAAAACUGGCCAUGAAAUAGGAAUUUCAGGUCAAAUACCUUUUAUGCAAGCAUCACAAACUGAGUUAAAUUGGUUUUGAAAUAAAUAAUGUUUAUUUUCUUAUGUUUACUUUUUAUUCCUUUUCAUAUUGUUCUAGUUCUUAUAACCCCAUAAAGUUCCCAUAUCUCUGCCCUUGUCUUUCUUGAAAGGGGAUGUGAAAACUAAUGAAAUUAAAACCUUAAAACUGUUAUAAAUUUUUAAGACAUAGAAUGGUAUAUGCUUAAGUUUGUUCCUCUUCCCUUUUGUCUCUUUCUCUUGCAUGUAACAUACAUGCAUGCCUAAAGGCAGUUCACUGCUGAGGCUCCUGCCAGUGUGGCAUUUAAAGAGGGCAAGAUGUGCACAGCCAUACCCUGUUUUCAGAGAGGUUGUUUCCGGAACUCGACCCACGACCAUCAGGUUGCUACGGCAAGGCAUUCUGUUUCUGCCAAUAUUUUACCCAAGAAGGGAGUUACACCAAGGAAAAAUGAUGUCACAUUCAUUUCUCCAACUGGGGAGGAGAUUAACAAUAAAAAACAACUGGAGCAGUACCUAAAAUCACAUCCUGGUAACCCUGCAUUGUCGGAGUUUGAUUGGAGCACAGGUGAAACCCCUAGGAGAUCAUCCAGGAUCAGUGAAAAGGUCAAGUCGACUCCCCCACCAGAGAAUGAGCCUCCAAAGAAAAGAGGCCGGAAAUCAUCAGGUUCAAAGGACAAUAAAGUGGAGACUACUGAUGCAGAACAUGGUACGAAUGACACUGAAAUGAAAGAUGCAGAGGUAGCUGAGAAGAAAGAUGGAGAAGCUGAGAAACAGGUUGAGAAUGGAGGAAAAGCACCAGAAGAAACUGACCAAAUUAAGACCACAGAUACCAAAACUGAAGAAACUAUCCCAGAGGAUGGUAAGGAGACUCAGACUGAUGUUAUGGAAACUCAAGGUGGAGAGAAAGAUGAAAAGUCAAACAGUGUUGCAUCAGAGGAACAACCUGCUGAAGUAGCUUUGGCUACUGAGGUAACUGAAAACAACAAGGAAAAGGUGCCACAAGCUGAGGGAGAGGAAGGAAAUGGCUCUACUGACAAGAAACAGGACAACACAACAGCUGCUGUGAACAUUGAAGAAAAUGGAGCACCAGAGAAAGAGAAUCUGAAGGGAAUAGCACCAUCUGUGGAGGAAGAGAUCAAAGGGAAACAAGAUGUACCAGAGGUCGAUGGGAAAAGCGAUGCUCCAGCUGAGGAGAAAGUUAAGACAAAGGAUGGGGAGGUAGUUGAAAAUGGUAAGGUUGACCAAGUGGUUAAACCUGAUGCUGCAUAACAUCCAUAGGCCUUGCCUCGAGCUGCUGAAUAUACUCUACUACCUCUCCACUGAUCUUGUGAAAUGGACUGAAUUACCUUUUAUUGUAUGCAGGCUCUCAGUGAUCUAUGUUGAACUUUUUGCUCCUAUUUUAGUAACUCUGGGACUUAUGGAUAAUUGCAAUGUUGAUGUUAGAUUUAAUUGUAUGUAGGGAACCAACCUGUACUCUGGUAGAAUAGGUCGUACAGGCAGACUCUGCAGCCUUAUGUUAUGCAGAUGAGCUUAGAAUUUAGAAUGCAAGAGAUUGCUUAUUGGGUUGGCGCUUUUUCUUUUGUCGUGAACUUCGUUUGUAACUUUGUUAAUGUGACUAAUGUUUAGUAAUUUCUUGUGUUGCUUUUGUUGA
Molecule: messenger RNA, 3753 nt
Organism: Rosa rugosa (rugosa rose)
Lineage: Eukaryota; Viridiplantae; Streptophyta; Magnoliopsida; Rosales; Rosaceae
Product: methyl-CpG-binding domain-containing protein 11-like
Exons: 2
Coding region: 2421-3371 (316 amino acids)
Molecular function (GO): DNA binding
Source: RefSeq, a predicted model, not a curated record